AUAUAUGUUUCAGAGUAAAAAAGAGAUUUUUAUUUAUUAUUUUUGAAAGAGAAAUUAGAUCGUUUCAAAUCUAAAAGAUGACAAACAAGUGAGUGUGAUAUACAGCUGCCAUUAGAGCUGACGUGCAGCGCAGGCAGAGUCUGUUAAAGGGCAGGUGUCCCCUAGUUAGGCACUUCCAUUCUGUUUCCUUUAUAUGUGCAUCUCUCUCUACUUCACUCUCUCUCUCUCUCCUUCUUUUUUUCCUACGAAUGUGGGUGUGGGUGUGACCCUUUCCUAUUUUUCCCUUUUUUUCUGGUUACAAAGCUUUGGGGUGUGUCUUCUUGGAAAUCCCAAAUUUGCUUUAAACCAAUCUGAGGGAUUCCAUCCUCGAUCGGUGAAUAAGUCGUUAUAUAAUCUGAAAGUGAUAAUAGAUUUGGACUGAGAAGAAAGUAAAAAUGAGUGGAGCUGUUCUUGUGGCUAUUGCAGCUGCUAUUGGUAAUCUAUUACAAGGAUGGGAUAAUGCUACAAUAGCAGGUGCUGUUUUGUAUAUAAAGAAAGAUUUCAACUUGGAUAGCCAACCCACUUUGGAAGGACUGAUUGUUGCUACAUCACUAAUUGGAGCCACUUUAAUCACAACAUGUUCAGGAGCCAUAGCUGAUUCUCUUGGUCGUCGUCCCUUGUUGAUUAUCUCAUCUCUGCUUUACUUUGUUAGUGGUCUUGUAAUGUUAUGGUCACCUAAUGUCUAUAUUUUGUUGUUGGCAAGGCUUUUGGAUGGUUUUGGUAUUGGUAUAGCUGUUACUUUGGUCCCAGUUUAUAUAUCUGAGACAGCCCCACCUGAGAUUAGAGGGUCAUUGAAUACCCUUCCACAGUUCACUGGUUCUGGUGGAAUGUUUCUCUCUUAUUGUAUGGUUUUUGCCAUGUCCCUUAUGCCAAAACCAAACUGGAGAUUGAUGCUUGGAGUUCUUUCAAUUCCAUCUGUUAUUUAUUUCUUUUUGACCUUAUUUUUCUUGCCUGAGUCUCCUCGUUGGCUUGUGAGUAAAGGUCGGAUGAUUGAGGCUAAGAAAGUUCUUCAGAGGUUGAGAGGAAGAGAAGAUGUUGCAGGUGAGAUGGCUUUGUUGGUUGAGGGUCUUGGAGUUGGAGGUGACACAUCUAUAGAGGAAUACAUAAUUGGUCCAGCCAAUGAGCUUACUGACGAGGUUGAUCCAUCUGAUGAGAAGGAUCAAAUCAAGUUAUAUGGACCUGAUCAAGGUCUUUCAUGGAUUGCCAAACCUGUCACUGGACAAAGUGCACUUGGGCUUGUUUCUAGGCAUGGAAGCAUGGCGAAUCAGAGCGGUUUUGUUGAUCCUCUUGUCACUCUCUUUGGCAGUGUUCAUGAAAAGCUCCCUGAAAGUGGAAGUAUGAGAAGCAUGCUCUUCCCACAUUUUGGUAGUAUGUUCAGUGUUGGAGGAAACCAGCCUAGAAAUGAAGAUUGGGAUGAGGAGAGCCUUGCUAGAGAAGGGGAAGGGUACAAUUCAGAUGCAGCUGGUGCUGAUUCUGAUGACAAUUUGCAUAGUCCAUUGAUAUCUCGCCAGACAACGAGUAUGGAGAAAGACAUGGUUGCACCUGCUCAUGGUAGUCUUUCUAGCAUAAGACAAAGCAGUCUAGUUCAUGGUACUGCUGGUGAACCAGGAGGCAGUACUGGAAUUGGUGGAGGAUGGCAAUUGGCAUGGAAAUGGACCGAAAGAGAAGGCGCUGAUGGUAAAAAGGAAGGAGGAUUUAAGAGAAUUUAUCUGCAUCAAGAGGGUAUCCCGGGAUCUCGCAGAGGGUCUAUAGUUUCUCUUGCUGGUGGUGAUGUUCAGGCAGAUGGUGAGUUUGUUCAGGCUGCAGCCCUGGUUAGCCAACCUGCUCUUUAUUCACAGGACCUUGUGAAUCAGAAUCCAGUUGGACCAGCUAUGGUUCACCCAUCUGCUGCUAAAGGGCCAAGCUGGAGAGAUCUCUUUGAACCUGGAGUCAAACAUGCUUUAGUUGUUGGAGUGGGAUUACAAAUCCUUCAGCAGUUCUCUGGUAUAAAUGGGGUUCUCUACUACACACCUCAAAUCCUUGAGCAGGCAGGUGUUGGAGUCCUUCUUUCAAACUUGGGAAUCAGUUCAUCUUCUGCAUCUUUGCUUAUCAGUGCAGUAACAACUCUACUCAUGCUUCCUUGUAUAGCAGUGGCCAUGAGGCUUAUGGAUAUCUCUGGCAGAAGGAGUUUACUACUGUACACAAUCCCAAUCUUGAUAGUGACUCUUGUGGUCCUAGUCCUUUCAAGUAUAAUAAAUUUGGGGAAUGUUCUUCAUGCAUCAAUCUCAACAGUCAGUGUUGUGGUUUACUUCUGUUGCUUUGUUAUGGGGUUCGGGCCGAUUCCUAACAUCUUAUGUGCAGAGAUUUUCCCUACCCGAGUUCGUGGACUCUGCAUUGCCAUCUGUGCUCUCACAUUCUGGAUUGGAGACAUCAUCGUCACCUACUCACUUCCCGUUAUGCUCAAAUCCGUUGGUCUUGGUGGUGUUUUCGGCAUGUAUGCAAUUGUUUGCGUCAUUUCAUGGGUGUUUGUUUACUUGAAAGUUCCAGAAACCAAGGGAAUGCCCCUUGAAGUCAUCACAGAGUUCUUCUCCGUUGGUGCCAAGCAGGUUGCAGCUGCCAAGCACGAAUGAUUUUCUUCGCCGUUGACAGAUUUUUUCUGAAAGAAAAAAGUUUUGACAAUUCCUGUUUAUUUUCUUGGUUCUGUUUUGAUAUUUUCUUGUUUCAUUCCAUGGGGGUCUUUGAAAUGGUAUGUUUGAUUUGUGUAGAAAGGAUUAUUUUCUUUGCUUAGCUCAUUUCUUAUAUUUGGUAUGAACAAAAAGUUCAACUCUUUGAGGUCAUUUCUGGUGUAUCAUCCUAUUUUUGGAGUUGAGUUGGGUUGAGAUUAUGGAAGGUAAAUCAUGCAGAUUCCUCAUUCCUGGUUGCCACUAGAUGAAGACAAGGAGUGCUUUUGUGAAAAUUUGGCAUUUGCUAGCUUAGUUUUGAUGGAAUGUAUUUUCCUCAGGGCUGUGAAGAAACGGUAAAAAAGGGGAUAUUGUAUGUGAAAUUACCUUUGUAAAUACCAAUGGAUUUUGGCAUAAAAUUCUUAUCAAAUGCUUGUUAAGUUUCAUUUCACCAAACAAAUAAAUGAAAACCAAUUCUC
Cannabis sativa is the source of this 3157-nucleotide messenger RNA. Its product is annotated as monosaccharide-sensing protein 2. The record is from RefSeq and is a predicted model, not a curated record. Gene Ontology annotation, biological process: transmembrane transport. Gene Ontology annotation, molecular function: myo-inositol:proton symporter activity. Gene Ontology annotation, cellular component: membrane. The coding region runs from base 435 to 2648 and encodes 737 amino acids. The transcript is spliced from 6 exons. NCBI's taxonomy places the organism in Eukaryota, Viridiplantae, Streptophyta, Magnoliopsida, Rosales, Cannabaceae.